Messenger RNA from Diorhabda sublineata, 1955 nucleotides. Its product is annotated as dynein axonemal light chain 4. NCBI's taxonomy places the organism in Eukaryota, Metazoa, Arthropoda, Insecta, Coleoptera, Chrysomelidae. The transcript is spliced from 3 exons. Gene Ontology annotation, cellular component: dynein complex. Gene Ontology annotation, biological process: microtubule-based process. The record is from RefSeq and is a predicted model, not a curated record. Bases 1 to 315 code for a protein of 104 amino acids. Gene Ontology annotation, molecular function: dynein light intermediate chain binding; dynein intermediate chain binding.
AUGGCGGAAGAAGAGAAGAAAAAGGAGGACGAGUCGAAAAAAGUUGUACAUACUUAUCCCCUUGUUAGACAUUCUGAUAUGCCCGAAGAACAACGAAUCGAAUCAGUCGAGUUGGUAGUAACGGCAUGUGAAAAGCAUUCUGCUAAUAACGAGGCGGCUGCAAGAAUGAUAAAAGAAGAAAUGGAUAAAAAACUUGGUCCUCCAUUUCACGUUGUUGUUGGUGAGGGAUUCGGUUUCGAAAUAUCGUACGAAUGCUCGAAUUUGCUCUACAUGUUUUUUGCUGGAAAUUUAGCCAUAGUUAUAUGGAAAUGUUGAAGUAUUUUUUUAUCUAAAAAGUUUUUGAAGAUCCUGUAAUACAUAUUUGGAGCAAAUGAAUAUUUUCGAUGUCGUUUGUAUUAAUAUAAUGGAAGAAUUACAUUUAAUGGAAAAUGGAUAAUUAUUUCAAUAAAAUAAAUGAAAUUAAAGCAUUCGUAUGUUUGAAAUUAUUAUUUUUUUAUUGUGCGGUUAUAAGAGCUAAAGUCAAAAUUUUGAAAUCUUCAGGAGUACAACAACAAAGUUUAAAACAUACAAAAUCUUUCUUCUGUAUUUUGUAAACAUUUUGACUUAAACUCUUUUGACUCCUCAUUUUAAAUCGUGGUCGUUAAGACUUGAAUAAAAAAUUUUUAGUAGAACAACUGUUCAAAAUAUGUAAAAUCUUCUUUCUAACCUAACCUAACCAAAUUAUUAGACAACUCCCUGUUCAUUGCCAGCUAGUCUUCACUGGAACACGAAGUCUUCGGUCUUCUUCCUUCUAGGUUAUUCAUUUCUUACGCUGAGUAUAUGGACUAGUGUGCGAGCAAAGCUUGUGGCGCAGCCGUACAAACACCGAGCUCUAUGAAGACUCCAGCCUGGUGACAGAAGUCAAGAGGACCAGACUCAGAUGGCUAGGCCUCUUGGAGCGUAUGUCUGAAGCGCGAGGGGUGUACAGGACAGGAGGACUGCCUGGGUGACCGCGGAAAACAUGGCUGGAUGAUGUCGAAGAGGAUUUUGGAGAGCUAGGUGAGACGCCAAGCGUUGGACCGUGAGAGGAAUGUGAUGGACGAGGCCAAGACUCUUUGAGGGCGUAGUGCCAGAGGAUGAUGGUGUUAGAAGUUUUCCUUGUAUAUUUCUUAGUAUGUUCAUUUCAACUGUUUUCAUCGUCUUUAAUGACCUACUUGUAUCUGGUCUUGUUUCUAUUGCGUACCUGGUACCCUUUACAACUAACUAAAACUAGUUCCCUUGCAACUGUUUACCUUUAGAGCCUAUUGAUUGUCUGAAAUUUUACUUGAAUAUUAAUUACAGUGGCAUAUCAACCGAGCCAUAAGCUCUUAAUCUUUUGCUGAUUUCUGAACUGAAAUGAGAAUAGAAGCGAGUACAUUUCAAAUAGAAAACUGACUUCUUGAUAUUUUUAUUUUUAAAUUUCUAGUACUUAAUUGACUCGUUUUGUAGUUUCUGACUGUGAACACCUGGUUGACAUUUGUUCCACAGGUCUUAUUACCAUUAUGUAUAGCCAUAGGUUCACUUUUAGAUUGAGUCCCAAGGUUUAUUACAGAAUCUGCUCACUAUUAAAACCUUGUCAAGGUGUGCUCCCCACAUCAAUUUCUAGUGAAAUAUGAUUCCGAGGUACUUUAUUUUUAAUACAGUAAAAGAUUUGUAUCUGAUUAAAUUUCUUAUUCAAUAGAAAGCUGGUUGUUUUUUUAUGAAUUAACCUCGCCACACCAUUCAUCUUCUUUUUCUAGUGUCUUAUGAGUUCUUUAUGAAAUUUAUCGGAAUUUGUGGAAUUAUACUAAUCGAUUGUUCUAAAGCACUUAAUUUCUGAAUUAAAUUAUUAAAUCAAAGUAUGAUAUAGGAGACUUUUCAACCUCAACAACGAUCUAGCUUUGAUAAAAACUAUAAAAAGGUAUCUAUACAAUGGAAAUAACUAUCUUAUUAACAAU